GAGUGUACGAAAAGCGCGGUCAUGCUAGACGGAGAACUGUCAAAAUUCUUCGACAUUGAGCAGGGGGUCCCACAAGGUUGCACGCUGUCCCCAACAUUGUUCCAGGUGUUCAUCAACGAUCUGUUGGAAGUCGUAGAGGCAGUCCGGAAGGGAGUAAAAGUAGGGGACACGGAAACGUCGGUUUCAGGAAUGCUGUUUGCGGAUGAUUUUGUCGGUAUGUCGGACACCCCUGAGGGACUGCAACUGCAAAUUGACGCGGCGAAGAAGUUUACUGAUAAGUGGAGAUUGUCUGCCAACGUUCAGAAGAGUGCCGUCAUGGUAUGCAACGAGAACAAGGAGGAACCAGUAGAACAUAGAUGGAAGUGGGGGAUCGAGGAGAUUGCAGUAGUGGACCAGUACACAUACCUCGGAGUAGAGAUCGCAAAAGACUGCUCGUGGAAUGCACACAUGUCCAAGGUAGCGGAAAAGGGCAAAGCACGAGCAGGGAAGCUGCACCCAAUACUCGCAAACCGGCACCUCGAUACACGCAUCAAAUUGACGGUUUUGAAGAGCGUAAUCGUACCGCCGCUAGAGUACGCCGGAGAAGUAUGGGAAGGAAAUAAGAAGGUAGUGAAAGAACUCGAGGCGGCGCAGAUGAAAGCAGCGAAAACCAUCCUAGGAUGCUCCAGGCGCACAAGUAAUGCAGCCGUGAGGGCAGAAUUGGGGAUCCAAUCCCUACGGUCGGGAAGAGACGCGAGGAAGCUGACCUGGCAGUAUCGCAUGUGCGGGAUGGGAGAGGAGAGGUUGCCGAGAAUUGUAUGGGAGGCGAAGUGGGCAAACAAAAAGAGGGGUAGACAACCCACGGAAUGGGUCAAGGUUGUAGAGGACGUAUGGAAGGGGCUCGACAUCGACGAAGAUGAACCGCUGGAAACGGAGGGUCCAAAGGUGUUCAAGGAGAAGACAUCUGUUGCUUGUGCCGAGAGAAGAACAGAAUCUAAAGAAAGAAUCCAAGGAUAAGGAGGGUCUAGAAG
Molecule: messenger RNA, 1010 nt
Organism: Ectocarpus sp. CCAP 1310/34
Lineage: Eukaryota; Phaeophyceae; Ectocarpales; Ectocarpaceae
Source: the annotation of a GenBank genome assembly